AAGAAUAAACCUUAAAAAACAAAAACGAAAAAGUUACGCUUUCGACGGGGAAAUAACGGCCCUUGCAUUUUGUGACCGUAAUCUUCUUUGUUUUGUAUCAUUUUAACAAAAAUCACCCAUUGCCCACCUAAAAUCAGUAUUCGAUAACACAAAACUAUUUUGAGGUGUCCAAAUCGAAGUUAUGUUUAUAGCAACACAAGUUGAGUUUAUUUUUGUGGUAAAUGUACGUACGCAGUGUCUCAAGUGAUAGUUUCGACGAUGUUUAAUAUUCUAAAAAAAUAAGCUUUUUCAGGUGUAAUAAGGACGUUAGUUUGAGUAAAUCUUUGUCUUGGCUCCUGCGACACGGGGCCGUUAAAGAAGGCUUACGAAUAAGUCCUGAAGGAUACAUAGAAGUUAAUCAAAUAUUGCAGCACAAGAAUUUCCGAGGGAAGUACAAUCAGUUGGAUAUUGAGAGGGUGGUUGCCAGCAAUGAUAAACAGAGGUUCAAAUUAAGAGUCAAUUCAAAUACGCAUGCAUUGGAAAUUAAAGCCAACCAGGGCCAUACUCUAACAGUAUCUGAUGCCGAACUAAUUCCUAUACUGCAGCCCAUAUACAGCACAGUAAUUCAUGGAACAUAUUUAAAAUGUUGGCCAACGAUUAAAGUCAGUGGCCUGCAUCGCAUGCGCCGGCAACACAUACACCUGGCUAAAGGCACUAUCGGCGACAGCGCUGUGAUCAGUGGCUUGAGAGAAAGCGCACAGGUGUACAUCUACAUUGAUCUCCCUAAAGCCCUGGCUGAUGGAUUAAAGUUUUAUGAAUCAGAGAAUGGAGUAAUACUCACUGCUGGUGACCAAAAAGGAUAUUUGACGCCAAAAUAUUUCUUGAAGGCGGUUAAAGUCAGCACUGGUGAACUUCUAUACCCAUGAGCAAUGGAAUCGUGUUCGGGCGCGGCUUCGUCGAGUGCGGCCGCCCCGCGCUCGCCCGGCCCCCGCCCCCGCCCCCGCCCCGCUCCACCCUCCACUGUCGCGAUAGCCCCCGCGUCUCCGGCCCGGCGUGCAGAUGUCCCUGCGUCCCCGGGCAGGCGGGCAGACGUUCCUGCGUCUCCAGGCCGGCGGGCAGAGGUCCCUGCGUCUCCGGGCCGGCGGUCAGACGCUGCGGCAUCCUCGGGGCGGUGCGCGGGCGCCCCCGGGUCCCCCGGCGCGGCCGCAGCCACCCCAGGCCCGUCGACUGGCGGCGGAGGGGGCGGAGGGGGUCAAUCGCCGCGGCACCGCAUCAAGCCGCGGUUCCCGCGCCCGGAAGCCAGCAUCCCGAAAAACGUACCCGGCACGCCUGACUCCAACAGAGUUAUCGUUAGUGACUAUCCAGUAUACACACAGCCGCAAGAUCUGCUGCGAAUCUUCGCCAAAAUCGGCAACGUGAAGGUGAACUUGGUAAACACGAAAUGUUCGAUCCUGACAUACCCCACGGCGGCGGAGGCGGCCGCGGCGCUAGAGUUCAACAAGACCAAGACUAUCUACGGAUCCUUCGUCACCGUGCGACCCUACAACGAGAAGAUCCUGCUCGAAGAGGGCAGGCAGGCCAUGAAGAAUGAUUACUACAAGAAGAGGAAACAGAAGCGGAAAGUUCCAACAAUAGACCCGGUCAAGUUGGACUUGUCCGGUGACUUUCACCAACAGCUGGACAACACGCUGGGGGCGGUGCGUUUCAAUCAAGAGCAGGUAGCGGCUCUCAGCAGGCUCUACGUCGACUUGGAGCGGGUUAUGCAGACACUCUGGCCUGGUUGCACAGCAUUCCCCUUCGGAUCAAUAACGACGGGUCUCGGCAUCAAGUCUAGCGAUGCCGACUGCUACGUGAACGUGCCGCCGCAGUUCCGACAUCCCAACGCGAAUUUCGUCACUAAGGCCAAGCGGCUUCUUCAACAACAUCCCAACACCUUCACCGAGAUACUCUCCAUACCCAGGGCCAACACACCCAUAGUGAAAUUCUACCAUGUACCCACUGCAACAUACUGUGAUCUCACAUUCAAAACGCCUCUCGGGGCUCAGAACAGCAAGCUCAUAGCGUUCCUGCUGCAUUGACCGAGACUUAUACCGAUGGCAGUCUUCAUCAAAUAUUGGGCGAAAGUUCACGAUCUCACUGGUACCGGUAAACUGACAAACUACGCGCUCACCAUGAUGAUCAUAUUCUACUUUCAACAGCCGCACGUGGCCAUACUGCCGUCCGUGGUGUGGUUGCAGAGAGAUUCCGCCAACGACUACAUAGUGGACUUCUGGAACACUGGGUUCAUGUGCAAGAAAGAAUUCUUUCCUCCAACCAAGAACAGAGCCAACAUAGCGGAACUGCUGGGAGGAUUCUUCAAAUAUUAUUCUCUGUUUAACUUUGACGAGCUUAUUGUCUGUCCAUACUUGGGUUUCCCAAUAAAGAAAAUGGUGUUCCAAGACCUUUAUGCGUUACCAAACGAGUUCGACCGGUACCGCUGUAACGUGUUGCAGGGUAAUGUGUUGCCUUUGCGACUCAACACGCCCAUGUGCGUUCAGGAUCCGUUCGAGCAGAGUCACAAUGUCGCGUCCGCCAUCACGAUGCGGCUGGCGGGCGACCUCAAGGAAUACUUCAAAUUCACCGCCACCGCAUUCGAAGAAGAUAAGAAUAAUAACUAUGCUGAAUUCCUAAAAAUAAUUCUUCUACAGAAACCGAAGCUAAUACGCAACAAGUCGCAACCCGAGUUUAGAGUAAAUCUGUUCCCGCGGAUCAUCUCGGCGAUCGACAGCCCCGACUGGAAGACGGUCGCCAGAGAUAUGAUAUUCACAAUAUUCGAAAAAAUGUUGAAGAUCAAGCUCGGUAAAGUAGAAGAGAAAGUGAAUCCAGACACCAUGAAGGAGAAGGAGAAAUAUUCUGGCUUGCUGACAAAAGCAAUAUGGAAAAGGAAACAGUUGAAUAAACUGUACUCAAUCAUGAACUUGAACUUCCAGCAGAGACAGGAGCGCAUCACCGAAGAGAUAUUGAACAUCGACCAAAUUGAUUUGAACAUUAUGUUUCAAUUAGUGUUGACGUUCAGUCACGAGCCGCGCAGUGUAGUGUUGUCGCUGCGCUGGCUCUCCGGAGAAGGGGAAGAUUAUCGAGAAUUUGGUAAAUUCUUCCUUACCAUUACACAGAGCUGGUUCAUGCAUCAGUUGAGAGUACAAUAUGGAUCCGGCAUAGACAAAGAUAAGAAUGACUUACAGGAGUCUGACCCGAAUGAGUCUCUAGACUCCGACGACGACUCGCCCAGCUCAGGUGAAGCUCGCAAAGAGUCCGAGGACCGAGAGGCGUCCCCCACUACGCCCUCCCCCACUACACCUUCCCCCACUACCCCCUCCCCGACGGAUAACCGCAAAGGUUCCCCCUCCCCGCCCUCAUCUGACACUAAAUGACAUUUCUUUACGUAAUGUAAAAAUCGAUUUAUUAGUUAUAGUGAAUACAAAAUAAUACUGUUAAGCUGAAUCAUAUGACGAUUUAUAAUUUGUAGAAUUUUAAUUCGAACUUA
Messenger RNA from Manduca sexta (tobacco hornworm), 3502 nucleotides. RefSeq lists its product as uncharacterized. NCBI's taxonomy places the organism in Eukaryota, Metazoa, Arthropoda, Insecta, Lepidoptera, Sphingidae. The record is from RefSeq and is a predicted model, not a curated record. Gene Ontology annotation, biological process: RNA 3'-end processing. Gene Ontology annotation, molecular function: nucleotidyltransferase activity; nucleic acid binding.